AUGACAGACACUAAGAAAACGGUUCUCAUCACGGGCAGCACCCGUGGGAUCGGUCUCGCGCUGGUAGAGCACUACACCAAGGCUGGCUGGAACGUGAUUGCCACCGCUCGCGCCACUAGUAACACCGACAAGGCUCUCUCGCCGCUCAAGAUUGUCACGCUAGACACCUGUGACGAGUCCUCUGUGCUUGAAGCGGCGAGCGAGCUGGACGAAGUGCCCAUCGACCUUCUCAUCAACAACGCCGGCAUCGCCCAACCCACGAUCUUCGCGACGGCCACGAAAGACUCGUUCAUGCAACAGUUCGAGGUCAACGUCACCGGGCCAUUCCUGGUGACGCGCGCGCUGUUGCCCAAUCUCGAGUUGGCGGUCCGCGGUCACUAUGGCUAUGUCGCUUCCAAGGCUGCACUCAACAUGGUGACUCGCUCACUGGUCUUGGAUCUACGUGACCGCAACAUCAUUGUUGUUGCCGCGAACCCAGGCUUCGUGGACACUGAGAUGAACAGCCAUCAAGGCCACGACUCUGGUAAAUUCUUUGACGCCGACCCCACCACUUCUACGUCGGAGUUGCCGUGGUGA
Messenger RNA from Phytophthora infestans T30-4, 576 nucleotides. Its product is annotated as short chain dehydrogenase, putative. The record is from RefSeq and is a predicted model, not a curated record. The coding region runs from base 1 to 576 and encodes 191 amino acids. NCBI's taxonomy places the organism in Eukaryota, Oomycota, Peronosporomycetes, Peronosporales, Peronosporaceae. The transcript has 4 exons.